CGGAACCGCGUCGGGAGGAGGAAGCGUGACCAAUUCAGCUCCCAGUGGCAGGACAGUUUCUGUCUCAUCACGGGGACAUUUCUUCCAGGUUUCGGACCCGACCAGAUUCGGAGAAUUUCGGAUCCUGUCGGUUGAUUUUCGCGUAAAAGAAUCGAAUAUUACUACUACUAAUAAUACCGACAGCAGUCUCCCUGUUGUAUGCGUCCAUCCAUCGCAUCUAUCCCGUCUCCGCCCUGAUCGCUUUGGCGUGCACGGAUGCCUUUACAGCGGACUACAUCGCUCAGGAUGCGCUAUUGGUUCCCAGAGGUUUGAUGAAUGUAGAUGUGGAUACUUUGCCAAGGACGUCGGAGCAGCGUUUACAGGAGCCGAGCGCGAGCGCAAUGACUCGGAGCGCGUCUCUACUCCGGAAAAACACAACUCGCGUUGGGCUGCUGCUAUAAGCCGCUUGUUUUAUAUGUCUCUAUAUGUUUGCGGAUGUGUGCGUGUGUGUGUCCGCGUGUGGAUGUAAGUGCUGGACUUGGCGCAAAUAAAAGCAACCCGGUGUUCCUCGAAGCUCCUCUUGGCGUGUUGCACGGAGGCGAAGUUCAGCGCAAGAGCUCAGAAAACAUCCGAAGCCAAAAAUAAGGCCGCUGGAUAGAUGAUUGAACGUGAGCAGAUGACUGAGGUGCCAAGGGAUCAGGAGCACUAGAGUGGAGGCUGUAGCAGCUGUCCUGUGUCGAAGAAAGAGUGAGAGGAAAGAGAAAGGACUGAAAGAAAAGGUGCAGCACGGACCAUCCGCCCCCUGCAUCGCACAGGUGUGCAGCCAUGGAACGAGCGCUCUUGUGCCUGUCUCUGCUGGUGCUGCCCAUUGCCGCUAUGCUGUGCCCAAAGCGUUGCACCUGUCAGAAUCUCCUCCCCUCCUACACAGUUUUGUGUGCCAAGACAGGCCUGCUCUUCGUGCCACCCAACAUCGACCGGCAGACAGCUGAACUUCGGCUCAUGGACAACUUCAUCACAACACUCCGGCACCGUGACUUCGCCAACAUGAGCAGUCUCAUCCAUCUGACUCUGUCUCGCAACACCAUCAGCCUCAUCCUGCCCUAUGCCUUUUCCGACCUGCAGGAGCUCCAUGCGCUGCACCUCGAUGCCAACCGGCUCACAGCCCUAGACGACGCUCAUCUGCAAGGCCUGGUCAACCUGCGCCACCUAAUCCUGGCCAACAACCAGCUGCAACACAUUUCCCAUGGAGCCUUUCAAGACUUCCUAGAAACAUUAGAAGAUCUGGAUCUGUCCUACAACAACCUGGUAAAUGUGCCAUGGGAUACCAUAGCUCUCCUUGUCAGUGUCAAUACACUUAGCUUGGAUCACAACCUAAUCGAGUUUGUGCCGGAGGGCAUUUUUUCCAACCUGCACAAGCUAGCCAGGCUGGAUAUGACCUCCAACAAACUGAAGAAAAUUCCUCCAGACCCUCUGUUUCUGCGUAUACCGGUUUAUGCAAAAACCAAGGGCUCGCCAUUAACAGCACUAGUGCUGAGUUUCGGUGGAAACCCGCUGCACUGCAAUUGUGAGUUGGUGUGGUUAAGGCGACUGACCCGAGAGGACGAUCUUGAGACUUGUGCCUCUCCGAAAGAACUAGCAGGGAAGUACUUCUGGACCAUCCGUGAGGAGGAGUUUGUGUGUGAGCCACCCAUGAUCACACGCCACACUUCUAAGAUGUUUGUAAUGGAGGGUCAAGAGGUGAGCUUGAGGUGCAGGUCUGUGGGAGACCCUGAACCUACGACACACUGGGUGAGUCCGGACGGCAAGCUGAUCGCAAACACGUCUCGAACAACCGCCUUUGAGAACGGCUCUCUGGACAUCCUUACAGCCACUGUAAAAGAUUCAGGUGUGUUUACCUGUAUCGCAUCCAAUGCGGCUGGAGAGGCCACAGCCCCUGUGGAACUUGUGGUGAACCCCUCGCCACACUACGACCCAAAACUCGAACCAGAACCAGGACCCUCAGACAUGCCCACCUCCAUCAAGUCAAACAGCAGUGGGGGGCAGACAAGAGUGGAACAGCGGGUCAGUGUGACUGAGUUAACAGCCACAUCAGUCACCAUCCGCUGGCCUUCACAAAGCCAUAUCCCUGGGGUUCGCAUGUACCAGAUCCAGUACAACAGCUCCACGGACGAGAUCCUCAUUUACAGGAUGAUUCCAGCCUCAUACAAGCUGUUUCAGCUGAGCGACCUGGCCUCUGCACGGGACUACGAUCUCUGUGUGUUGGCCGUUUAUGAUGACGGAGUCACUGCCCUCACGGCCACACGCCUCGUCGGGUGCGUGUCAUUCAGCACCGAGAGGGAGUAUCACCACUGCCGCUCGCUCCAUGACCAGUUCCUGGGCGGCACGAUGAUCAUCGUCAUCGGAGGCAUCAUCGUGGCCUCUGUGCUCGUCUUCAUCUUCAUCCUGCUAAUGAAGUACAAGCUGCACAGCCAGCACUAUAAGCAAAAGGCAGAGCACGUCAGCAACGUGUGCUCACAGACCAACGGUGGUCAGCAAGGGUCCACGUCCAACCCUCCACCACCCCGUUCAUCCUCUUCCUCCGCUUCGGCAAGUAAACCAUCGAUUCUUCUUAGUCAGGAGAGGCCCGAGAGUUAUGGUGCUCAUGAGGGAGGUUAUGGGUCACUCAAAGGCACCACAGUGGUGGACUUAAAUCCAGAGUAUGGCAAGUCCGUCAAAGAAGAAGACUCAGUAUCGCAAUAACACAGGGUUAAAUCCCAUCCACCCAUCCUCUCCUCCUCCUUCCCAUCUUCUGCUUUUUUUUCUGGUGCUGGGGUGUCUCUGCCUUACUGAGGAUUUUCUCAUGUCCAAGGCAAACUCAGUCUAGAGGGAAAAUUAAAUUGCCUGGGAUUGGAGCCAAUACACUCCUGGGAGGAGAGGUGGGUGGAAGCCAGUAAUUCUUUUCUGUCCCUUAUGCAAGCUUCUUAACAAACAAUGGAUAUUAAUAGGCCUGUUUGGAGCAUAUGGGCAACAUUUUUGUCCUCCACUAAGGCCAUCACUCUUAGAGAAAAUAAUAUGAAAACAUGACCAUCACUAUUGGACUGGACAAGUGGACACUUCACUAAUGGAAUCUGCCGCUACUCUUUUACAAACCUGUGGAAAAAUAAAUGAACGCCUUGAUUCAUUCAUGAUAUUCAGUCACCAUAGGAUGUCCUGGCUGCAGAUAAUGCAGAGUCAAAGGAAUGUCCGGAAAUAUUUCAUAUUUCCGAACAGAAUGUGAUGUUCCGAUUUGCUGCAUAACGCUCCAUGGAAAUCCAAUAUUCACACAGGCCAUUGGAGUACAGACACACUGAUAGCAAGAAUCCAUUUUAGUGUACUUUUGGGGCACUUUAUGAUCAUUCACUCUCUAUCCACACUGACUUUUUUCCAUUUUGAAAGGAACUGGACAUUGGACAUUUAUUCAACUGGUAAACAGGCAUGGUUAUACAUGUGUAUCGGAGAUUGGUUUAAAAAAAAAAAAAGAAAAGAAAGAAAAGACGUCACCAGAGUUUUCUUAGUCACCAUGCACUGAUGCAUUUAUAUUUCACAUAUAUCGGAAAGGAACAAACGUUUUAAAAGCCCAGACACUGACCUUGCUAGACAUUUAAGACCAUGUCUAAUACAAAACAGGCCUCUUUGAAAGGUUGCCUGAAAUAAAUACUGUUUUUUUUUUUUUUUCCUCCAGUUAACUGUGUAUGUAUUUGUAUGUGAGGUAAACCUUCAACCAUCUCUGAUUUGAAUUACACGUGAAAAUAAUAAAGUCCUCGGAUGGAAUUUUAUGCUUUCAUAGAUACUACAUGUGGAUUUAUAAAGAAAUAAAAGUAUUUUUCUUCUAAA
This is a messenger RNA of Silurus meridionalis, 3831 nucleotides long. RefSeq lists its product as uncharacterized. The coding region runs from base 805 to 2718 and encodes 637 amino acids. The transcript has 5 exons. Gene Ontology annotation, molecular function: protein binding. NCBI's taxonomy places the organism in Eukaryota, Metazoa, Chordata, Actinopteri, Siluriformes, Siluridae. The record is from RefSeq and is a predicted model, not a curated record.